GCUGAUAGUGAAAGAUCUCUGUCCCCCGGUGAUAUCCCUGGUGCUCUCGCCGGGCUCGGGGCUUUUCAUGGCCGUCUUAGUCCAAAUGACCAUCGCUGGGAAAAGCUUUAUAGGACGAAACAUGGAAAUUACUCUGGCCGCAAACCUGUCGGCCAGCAGCCGGCUGUGGCAGGAUGCCGCGAGCAUCCUCAGGUUCAGCUCCAGGAAUUGCCACAUCGCUCUCAUUAGCAUUAAAACCAACCUCCCUGGUGAGCAGCUGUGUCCAGCUGUUGAUGCAGUGCUCAACCUUGUGAAUGUGAAAUUCACCACCAUGACUUCCGAGAUCCCUCUUGGGACCGCUGGGACCCUCCAGUACGCUGUGCUGAACCCCCCGCUGAUGAGUGAAACUUUCACAGAGCUGGAUUUGAAGACCGUUCUCCACCAAAGGGAGGGAAAGGAGGUUGACCUUCCCACGGACCAGCCGUCUCUUGCUUCUCUGCCAGCAAAGAGGGAUGCUACUGCCCAGCUCAUCCUGUCUGCAAACUUCUUGAGUGCUGAGCUCUCUAGUCUGCAGGUGUCCUUCAACCUGGAGAUCAGCAAUAACGUGGUUCUUGGGCUUCCCCCACUGGUGACCACGAUGCUUGGAGCCCUCAUCCCUGAGGUUUCCAGGGUGCUGCCUCCAUCACAGCCAGUGGCGACUGAAAUGUGAGGAGCAAAAGCACCAGUGGUGACCAUAACCCCGGACAAAAGCUUUGUGCAGCUCUUCAGCACUGCCGAGUUUCGGGUUUCCCCUUCAGACCCUGCUCCCAAAUCCCUCUUUGUCCUGGAUGUUCACAGCAGCCUGGAGGCACAGCUUGCCGUUGCAGAAGAAAAGCUGGGGCCCUCCCUCGCUCUGCAGAGUCUGGCUCGGCUGGCCUUGGCUUCCUCCUCCCUCGGGAUGUUUGAUGAGCCUCCGCUGAAAGGAGUUUUGGCAGAUGUUAUUUACGUGGCUUACGUGCCAUCGAUCAACAGAAAGGGUGCUGCGCAGAGGGGUCCCCUGCUCGACCUGCUGGGCAUCACCCACCGAGGGACGAACACCAGGGGGUUCGAGGUGAUCUGA
Molecule: messenger RNA, 1078 nt
Organism: Cariama cristata (Red-legged seriema)
Lineage: Eukaryota; Metazoa; Chordata; Aves; Cariamiformes; Cariamidae
Gene: BPIFB6
Product: BPI fold containing family B, member 6
Molecular function (GO): lipid binding
Source: RefSeq, a predicted model, not a curated record